GCACCGUCAGUGGUUUUUAAACAAGGCAGCUCAUCAGGCGGCUCCUGACCUUUUCCACAUGGGCUGAUCCUCUGGGAAAUGUUUUGGUCUCCGAGGCUUCUGACAGCUGAUGUAUAAGAGCUCUGUGGCUGCAAGCUGGGCAGACUUUGAACUUCUCCCCGUGUCCCCAGAGCCUUGCAGGGCAGCCGCUGUAUGCCGGAAUUAAGGCUGGAAGCGCCUGGCGGGCAAGGGUCGGCAGCCUGCUGCAGGACAGCUCUCCAGGAGGACCACAGCCAGGCACCUCAGAGCUGAGCUGCUGGCCAGCUGCACUUCUUUUGCAGCCACGCUGUCUUUCUGGAGAGUUCUUUUCUCGCACCUGGGCUUUUGGUGAAAGCAACACCUCGCCUUGCCCCUCUUGCUGGUUUUUUUUCUCCAGCCCCGGGCAUGAGCGACAGCUGCUGCCACGCGAGUGCAUGUUGCAGCUCAUGAAGCGUUUUGGCAGCUUCAGAGGGAGCAAGAAGAGAAAGGAGCGAUGCAAAAUCUUGGAAAGGCGCCACUCCGACCGCCAGGGCCUGUCUGCCUCUGGCCUCUCCUCUUCUCCAUCUACCCCAACACAAGUGACCAAGCAGCCCACGUUUCCUCUUGAGUCCUAUAAGCACGAGCCUGAGAGACCAGAAGCAAGGAUUCACUGUUCCUCACCUCCGGACACAGGGCAGAGAUUUUCUCUGCCUCCAUCACAAAGUGCAGCCAAGCCUCCCAUCAUGACACCAGCUCCCUGUGCUACCUCAAAACCUGCGGCGGCAGCGGCUCCGGCUCCCUUGCAGCUCCCGGCCGCCUCCGAAGGGAUGCUGGAGAAACUAGAGCUCGAAGAUGAAGCACUUGAAGAAUCGGAAAGUGACAUUUAUGUGCGAUUCAUGAGGUCACACAAGUGUUAUGACAUUGUUCCAACAAGCUCUAAGCUUGUUGUUUUCGACACUACGCUACAAGUAAAGAAAGCCUUUUUUGCCUUGGUGGCAAACGGUGUGAGAGCAGCUCCACUGUGGGAGAGUAAAAAACAGAGUUUUGUAGGAAUGUUAACAAUUACAGAUUUCAUUAACAUACUGCAUAGAUACUAUAAGUCUCCUAUGGUUCAGAUUUAUGAAUUGGAGGAGCACAAGAUAGAAACCUGGAGGGAGCUUUAUUUACAAGAGACUUUUAAACCUUUAGUGAACAUCUCCCCAGAUGCAAGCCUUUUUGAUGCUGUAUAUUCGUUGAUCAAAAACAAAAUCCACAGAUUGCCAGUUAUAGAUCCAGUCAGUGGAAAUGCACUUUAUAUACUUACCCAUAAAAGAAUCCUCAAGUUCCUCCAGCUUUUUAUGUCAGAGAUGCCAAAGCCUGCCUUUAUGAAGAAGAAUCUGGAUGAACUUGGAAUAGGAACUUAUCACAACAUUGCCUUCAUACAUCCAGACACUCCUAUCAUUAAAGCCUUGAAUAUAUUUGUGGAGCGAAGGAUAUCGGCAUUGCCUGUGGUGGAUGAGUCAGGAAAAGUUGUAGAUAUUUAUUCCAAAUUUGAUGUAAUAAAUCUUGCUGCUGAAAAAACCUAUAAUAACUUAGAUAUCACAGUGACACAAGCCCUACAGCACCGCUCUCAGUAUUUUGAAGGUGUUGUAAAGUGUAGUAUGCUGGAAACACUGGAGACCAUUGUGGAUAGAAUAGUGAAGGCUGAGGUUCAUCGUUUGGUGGUAGUGAAUGAAGCUGAUAGCAUUGUGGGUAUCAUCUCCCUUUCUGACAUCCUACAAGCUCUGGUACUCACACCUGCAGGUGCCAAACAGAAGGAGAACGAGAGCGAAUGACUGCUGUGAAUGUAAACAUUUGUAGGAGAACUUGAACAGAGUUUCUGGGUCGUUUGUCUCAAGAGCAGUGACUGCAAUGGAACAGAGCAGGAUGGUUGAGAAUGUGUUUUGGGACUUAGUGAUGGAUGAUGAGUCUCUUCCCCCCAGUGAUGUCGCAAAAAAAGCAGCAUGACAAAAGCUUAUGUUAAAAUGUAGGCUCGUAUUUCAAAACAUGUCUUCGAAACAUUUGCUGGAAGACUUCACAUGAUGUCCUUCAUUAAAAUGCACUGUAUUCUGAAACUUUUUCAUUUUGUAUUUGACAGAAGUCACUGGUCAGCAAUGGAUAUAUGUGGCAUAAGGCAAGUGUAUGGCAUAUUCAUAUCAUAGUGCCUUAUGUCAAAAUACAGCAAUAUGUCAUCACUGUUGCCCAUCACUGUCAAAGGAAGUGUUGUGCUAAACGAGACACUGUAUUUGAAUGUGAAAGUCUUUAAACCUAAAACCAAAUCAGUUUCAGUUCUCAUUAGAUUUGUCAUAAAAGCUGUAAUUUGGGUAUCGGUAGACUUCUUUAAAACUUCAAUGACAGUUUUGUGUUCAAUGUUGCAUUCUGAACUGAAAUGUAAAACAAGACUGAUUUAAAAACAGCUUUAUUUAUUUUUACUUUCAUGACAAUUUUUUACACAUCUUUGGUGGAUAGCUAAAAUUUCACCAUAUCCAUUAAUAAACUGUUGAUUGUUAUACAAACAA
This is a messenger RNA of Pyrgilauda ruficollis (rufous-necked snowfinch), 2534 nucleotides long. RefSeq names its product protein kinase AMP-activated non-catalytic subunit gamma 2 (gene PRKAG2). The transcript has 14 exons. Lineage: Eukaryota; Metazoa; Chordata; Aves; Passeriformes; Passeridae. Bases 453 to 1811 code for a protein of 452 amino acids. The record is from RefSeq and is a predicted model, not a curated record.